Peronospora belbahrii is the source of this 1215-nucleotide messenger RNA. The record is from the annotation of a GenBank genome assembly. NCBI's taxonomy places the organism in Eukaryota, Oomycota, Peronosporomycetes, Peronosporales, Peronosporaceae.
AUGUUAGCAGCUCCAAUUCCUAUCCCAUGGAAAGAUGCGAAGAAGCCUGGAUUACAUGGCGUCAUUGAGAUUCAUGAGACGGACUUUCAUAACCAGAAGAAGAGAACAAGUGAUCUUUUUGUGCGAGAUGUGGUCGCUAUCGUGAACAAGAAAGUUCAAAACUAUUCGCUUGAAAACGGGAAUGUCUUACGAGAAGUGACGCAUUUGAUGUUGCACGGCAUGCCGAUCAACAACGACUACUGUUUCAAGUCUAUUAUUCCGGAUCUAGCAGGAAGUAGUCCACGUCUUGUUGCGAUAGCACAAACACGAUGGAAUGGGAGUCAACAUGCCAUUGCCAUGACACUAUUUGUCGCGACUUUGAAUGGCAAGACCAUAACUGUGAACUGCUUGUCGUCAGAUACUGUGGACUAUCUCAAGAGGAAAAUUCAAGACAAGGAGAAGAUUGCACCGAAAGCACAGCGUCUCAUGUAUGCUGGCAAAUAUUUGCAAGAUCAUCAUGUGCUAUCGGAUUACUACGUUCAAGAGGGAAGUACACUUCACUUGUCAAUGACAAUGCGUGGUGGACAGGUUAGCCACCGUCCUGCAUUUCAAACGUUUGCAGAUGUUUCAAAUCGUUCACUCAUUACUGCGGUUGAAUUCUCCCGUGACGCUCCUGAAUGGCGCAUUGUGAGCAAAGGGGUCAACAUUGAAGGGCGUUGUAAGAAUUCUGAAUGCCAUGCGUUUCGUCACAUGGUCAUUAUCCAAAAGAAGUUUAUGCCAUUUAAUCUCAUGCUAGAUGACGAUAUCCAAUGUCCAAUGUGUUUUUCGAAAGUGAAGCCUCUUACUUGCGGACUGUAUGAUUGUGUCUGGCGCUUUGAAGGUGUGGUUGUAAGUGACAACCUCUCGAUCUGUUCUCCGUGGCGAGAUGCAAAGGGAUAUGUUUACCAUCGGUUUGACUCUACUGCGAAACAUGGGACUGUUGAAUGGAAGAGUCUAUUGAUGAUGGUGAAACCGCGAGAUGCGAAGAAUGCAAAACUACUCCUUGCAACGGUAUCCUCUCCGAUCGAGAGUCAAGAUAUGUGUACAAUCUGUUGGUCUCCAUUCAACUUACCGACAAAGUGUUUCACGGCAUGUUGUGGUCACAAUUUUCAUCGUCAAUGCUUCAAUGAGUGGUCCAAGUGGUGCAAGGCAAACAAAACACGACCAAGCUGUCCAGUCUGUCGUCAAACAAACUGA